Molecule: messenger RNA, 1109 nt
Organism: Perognathus longimembris pacificus (Pacific pocket mouse)
Lineage: Eukaryota; Metazoa; Chordata; Mammalia; Rodentia; Heteromyidae
Gene: Smim20
Product: small integral membrane protein 20
Exons: 2
Coding region: 100-291 (63 amino acids)
Biological process (GO): mitochondrial respiratory chain complex IV assembly
Cellular component (GO): mitochondrial inner membrane
Source: RefSeq, a predicted model, not a curated record
CGCUCCGCCUCUUCCGAUAGGGUCACGGCCUGUUCGGCGGGAGAAGGUUUCCGAGCGUGCCGGGCCCUCCUGGGUCACCGCAGCUCCCGGCCUGGCGCCAUGUCGGUGUCCCGGAAUCUGCGCACCGUGCUCAUUUUCGGCGGCUUCGUCUCCCUGGUCGGCGCCGCCUUCUACCCCAUCUACUUCCGGCCCCUGAUGAGGGUGGAGGAAUACCAAUCCAGGUUAUGUAGGCACAGGAUGGCCUCCAUGAUGAAGAAUUACCAGCCCCAGAUGGGAGGGGGCCUUGGUUGAGAAGCGCGCUCUGGUCAGGUGGUCAAGGUGAAGUGUGUGUACUGUCUCAUGGGACAUGGACACGUGUCUGACAGGCUGUCUGAAUUACUUGAAAUAGAUAAAUUAGCCCAUUUUGGGUGAACAUUUAAUAAAUGUAACUGCGUUAGCUACCGUCUAUCUGUCUAUCUACCUACCUAUCUACCUAUCUGUCUAUAUGUAGCCUAGACAAGUCUCCAACUCAAAGUCCUCUUGCUUCAGCCUUCCAAAUCCUGGGAUUACAGGCAUGUGCCACCAUGCCCAGUUCAGUUGCUGCACUUUAAACUGGGAAGCUGUUGAUGCCCACUCACUUUUCUGGUUCUAUUUUAAUUUGGGAAACUUACUGAACAGCUACUUUUUAGUUGAAAGAUAUUUGGUACCUUUCUAAACACAUCCAGUAUACUAAGCCAUAUAGUGUUCUAAUAACCCUACGUGGUAGCUGCUGAAUGAUCCUCAUCCUCACUGUAAGCUGGAACAAUUAAAUAACUUGACAAGGACCCACAACUGAGGAGCCACAGAUCUGGGAUUUGAACCAGAGCCCUUAAUCCCUAAAUCAUACUACCCCUAGAGGGGGUAGGGGGGAGGCUCAACAUCUGGCUAGAUGAGCUUGAGGCAAAUUACUUCACCACUCUGAGCCCUGCGGCUUUGCCAUCCAUAACCAUGGAGUUUACUGGAUAGAUUUUACAAUUAAGUGAAUUAAAUGAGCUAAUGGUUGCAUAUCAGAUUCCUCGUAUAGUCUUAUGUUAAGUGUUGUACAAAAACAUUUUUUAAAAUAAGGAGCCCUGGAGCAGGGGUGUGGGAGA